Sinocyclocheilus grahami is the source of this 2130-nucleotide messenger RNA. RefSeq names its product leucine-rich repeat and transmembrane domain-containing protein 2-like. NCBI's taxonomy places the organism in Eukaryota, Metazoa, Chordata, Actinopteri, Cypriniformes, Cyprinidae. The transcript has 3 exons. The coding region runs from base 364 to 1692 and encodes 442 amino acids. The record is from RefSeq and is a predicted model, not a curated record. Gene Ontology annotation, cellular component: plasma membrane. Gene Ontology annotation, molecular function: protein binding.
CCUCCUCAGUCCAUCCAUCUCUCUCUCUGGCCGUGUAGGCAGGCACAGACUGUUCUAAUGUUAGUCCCGCUUACUGAUGUGACCCACGCUCAUACACACUCUGGACUUUACAAGCUGUGAACAACUGCCAGAUCCUCUUGUUUCUUUCAUUCUCUGUUGUUUCGCUCAAUCUGUCUUGAGAGCUUGAGAGGAGUAAUCAUGAGGAACCAUAGAUGAGGACUACUGGAAGCAAUUCCAGGUGAAUUUAACCAAUUUCCUGGUGCAUUCAUCAUAAUGGAGAAGGAAGCCAUUCAUUUGGCCUAGACCAGUGGAUGCCCCUCUAAAGGUUUGCUCAGGAACUGUUACAACAGGGUUUGGUGGACAAUGCAGACCAGAUUGAACAUUAUAAGUAAGAUCCUCAACUUAUUACGGCAUCCUCAACCUUCUCAACUCUCACAGUUUCCUAACGCUCUCCAUUUUCUUGUAGUUUCCUCAGGUCUCUUCGUGACUCUUCUGAGCCUUUGUGGAACAUCUACAAGUUGUCCAUCAGGCUGUUCCUGCAAUGUGAACCACACAGACUGCAGUGACCUUAACCAACUGGAAUCCUUGAACUCCAUCCUGGACCAGCUUCCUUUUGACACAAGCUACCUCAACCUCUCAAAUAACAACUUCACCACAGUAGAACCUGGGAGUUUUUCCAAUUUUAGUGGCCUGCUACAUCUAGACCUCUCCAGAAACCUUCUCUCCAGCAUCAACCCUGGGUGUUUUUCCAAUCUCAGCAGACUGCUUCAUCUAGACCUCUCCAGAAACCUUCUCUACAGCGUUUUCCCUUCAAGCUUCUCCCACUUGAAUAACCUGGAGGUCCUGGAUCUCUCUGAAAACCUCCUUGUGAGGCUCCCCGUUAACUUGUUCUCUGACCUCGGCAGCCUAACAGAACUGGCUCUAAGAGACAACAGACUUAAGGAACUGAAUCCAGAUCAGUUUAAAGGCCUGACUGUGCUUAGGCGUCUAGAUCUUUCCUUGAACAGUCUCAGCUCCGUGCCCACACACCUAUUGGAUGGGCUCCAGAACCUAGUGUGGCUCUCGCUUACGGGUAACAGGCUGAGAACUCUGCAGCAGACUUCACUUGAGCCAGCAAAUGCUCUACAGCACCUUCUGCUCGAGGGAAACCCAUGGAAUUGCAACUGCAAUUUAAUUCCACUCAAGCAUUGGCUGGAAUGGAUUAUAUAUACAGGUGGCAAUGUAGACUCUGCCAACUGCUCCUUUCCUGCUAAUUUGCAUGGUAAGGAUCUUCGCAGUAUCCCUAUGGAGAUGUUUAGACACUGUUACCCCCUCUAUCUCGAGACCAGGAGCCCAUCAGCUGCUGAGGGCCACCAGGUACCAGCCGGGUCGGCCGGAGACUGCAUGCGCCAGCGCUACCGGUCUGUGAGUGUGCGUCGAGCGACUGCCACGGUAGUGGUAGCUGGGGUGGUGUGUGGCGUGGUGUGUGUGAUGAUGGUGGUAACAGCCACCUACGGCUGCAUCUACGCAAUUCUGAUGGCUCACGAACAGCAGCAGCUGACAGAGAGAAACAGCCAGCAGCAACAGCCGCUGAUGGUGGCUAAGGAACCAGAGCAGGAUGAAAAGGAGGAUCUGAUGCCAACUAUCGGAAAAGGAGCAGAAGCCACAGAGUGUGUAGGGUGGAUGGCAUUUCCUCCAGAAGUGUGUGUUUAAAGCACAUGAGGAACCUACUGGAAGCUACAGUUUAUCAUUGAUGUACAUAUAUUUAUAAAUGUAUGUUUGGGAGCGAGAGUUGGAGAGCAAAUGACCCAGUGUAGGUCAGGAGCAAUUACAGCUCAUGCAAACUGGUUCAAAAAGACAAAUAUAAUAAACUACUAGCUGUUAAGUAGAUUUAAGGAACAUAAAAAGAAAAUAUUGAAUAUGAUUUCAUGUAAACUUCUAUAUUUUCCUAUGAAUUCUCCUAACAAACCAACUCUCUGUGUUUGAUUUCUUAUAGUUGCAAUCAAUCAGUUGUUAAUUAGCAUAUUAAAUAGUAUACUUUUCUAAAAUUGAGAAACAGAAUAAUAUUUUAAAUGUAUAUGUAUGUUCAAUAUUUAAGUAACGUAUGUCUACAUUAGGGAUGCGCCAAUAUUCUGGUCGAUAUAAAUAAGU